Molecule: messenger RNA, 2034 nt
Organism: Mesitornis unicolor (brown roatelo)
Lineage: Eukaryota; Metazoa; Chordata; Aves; Mesitornithiformes; Mesitornithidae
Gene: RAD17
Product: RAD17 homolog (S. pombe)
Exons: 16
Biological process (GO): mitotic DNA replication checkpoint signaling; DNA repair; DNA damage checkpoint signaling
Cellular component (GO): Rad17 RFC-like complex; nucleus
Molecular function (GO): chromatin binding; ATP hydrolysis activity; DNA clamp loader activity
Source: RefSeq, a predicted model, not a curated record
GCGCCGGCGGAGGUAACAGAUUGGUUGUCAUAUUCAUUUGAUGACUUCUUUGGAAACACAGAUAUUUCUUCUAGUGCCAUUCCUGUGAAGCCACUAGAAGGCAAUUCUGGACAAAAAGGGAAGCAGAAGAAGGAAGACCCAUCUUCUGUGCCAGAAAGUAUCAAAACCAAAGUUCUGCCUAGAAAAAGAUUGAAGUCGUCUUCAGUAGAUCUGCCUUGUAACAAGUCCGGACAAAACUGGAGCCAGUCUCAAGAUGAGCCAUGGGUAGAUAGAUACAAACCCAAAACUCAGAAGGAUCUUGCUGUGCAAAAGAAGAAAAUUGAAGAAGUGGAAAUGUGGUUGAAAGUGCACGUAUUUCAGAGGCAGCCAAAGCAGGCUGGCUCUGUUUUACUGCUAACUGGUCCUCCUGGUUGUGGAAAGACUGCAACUAUAGAAAUAUUAGCAAAGGAUCUUGGUGUUCAGGUGCAAGAAUGGACCAAUCCAAUAUCUUUAGACUUUACAAAAGAAGAAUUAAGAAAUAUGUUUGACCAUGACUCAGGUUUUCAUAUGUUUCCAAGUCAGGCCCAAGCAGCUCUCUUUCAAGAUUUUCUAUUAAGAGCAAAUAAGUAUAACAAACUUCAGAUGCUUGGGGAGUCCUCAGAAAAUGAUAAAAAGCUUAUUCUUAUUGAAGACAUACCUAACCAAUUCUAUCGAGACCCUAGCAGUCUACAUGAAGUUCUCAGGAGAUUUGCUUGUACAAGUAGAUGUCCCCUCAUAUUUAUAAUCUCAGAUAACUUCAGUGGAGACAGCAACCAGAGGUUACUGUUUCCAACAGAAAUUAUAGAGGAGUUGUGUAUAUCCAAUAUUAGUUUCAAGCCUGUUGCACCAACAAAUAUGAUGAAAGUUCUUAAUCGAAUAGCUGCAACAGAAGCUAGUAUGAACAGAGAAAAGAAUUAUGCUUUUGAUAGAACUUCUCUGGAGUUGCUUUGCAGAGGUUGUUCAGGUGAUAUAAGAAGUGCAAUAAACAGUCUUCAGUUUUCUUCUAUGAAAGACUGCUCAUUGGAGAAGGAGUUUUGGUCACGGAAUAAAAAGAGCUCCACACUAAAAUGUGAAGCAGCAAUGGUAUCUAAAGUAAGAAAGAAAAGUAAAUCUGAUACUUCAGAAGACCGGGAGAUACAAGCUAUUGGUGGCAAAGAUGCUUCCAUCUUUCUUUUCCAUGCUUUGGGGAAAAUAAUUUACUGCAAAAGAGAACCAAUAUCAGAAUCAGAGUUUCCUCAGCUGCCUGCUCACUUAUCAGAAUACCGUCGAGACACCUUGCUUAUUCAGCCCGAGGAUAUUGUGGAAAAAUCGCAUAUGUCUGGAAGCAUGUUUAUUUUAUACCUUCACCAGAACUAUGUAGACUUUUUUUCUGAUAUAGAUGAUGUAGUGAGAGCCAGUGAAUAUUUGAGCACUGCUGAUGUCCUUUGUAGUAACUGGAGUACACGGCUUGUGAUGGAAGAAUACAGUGCAUCUGUUGCUACCCGAGGAGUGAUACAUUCAAAUACGUCCAGAGCCUUUGCCCACCAGCAAGGAGGGAUGGGGUUCCGGCCUUUACAUAAAUCUCAGUGGUUCUUUAUCAAUAAAAAGUAUCAAGAAAACUGCCUUGCUGCAAAAUCUCUCUUUUCAAGCUUCUGUUUACCACCUGAAUGUCUUCAGACAGAGCUAUUGCCUUAUCUUGCCAUGUUAGCAAAUCCAAUGAGAAACCAAGCUCAGAUUGCUUUUAUCCAAGAUGUUGGGAGGCUACCGCUGAAAAGACAUUUUGAGAGGUUGAAGCUUGAAGCACUGACUGAUAAAGAUCCUGGGAUACCAGACUUGUUUGCUAGCUCCGAGCGGGACCUUGCUGACAAGCAUGCUAUGGAGACUGCUGCGCAGACAGAGAAUGAAUUGGAUGGAUUCCCUCUUUCUUCUAGCCAGUGCAGUGGAGGUGAACUACCGUGCAGCCAGCCUCAGCCUGUUGCAGCUCAAGCAAUCAUGGAGGAAGAUGAAUUAAACAUAGAGGAAUAUGAUAGUGACUGA